Messenger RNA from Symbiodinium necroappetens, 6388 nucleotides. NCBI's taxonomy places the organism in Eukaryota, Dinophyceae, Suessiales, Symbiodiniaceae. The record is from the annotation of a GenBank genome assembly.
GAUCUUCUUGGAUCGAGGUUGAAGCAGCUUCCGAAUGCAGCAACACAGUUCGAAGUAUCAGCACGAAGCAGCCGGCGGCCAAGUUGCCUAGGCUGGGAGGCUCCACCGCACCUGGACAGAUGCAAACUUUGCCCUUGGACAUACGAGGGGCGGUAGAGUCCACGAUCCCAGUCAAGAUUACCAUGCCUUGGGAGAGGGGACCCUUAGCUGCUCUAUUUGGCGGACAGUGGGGGCCCUACCGUCCUUUGUCGAUGACGCGGUUGCCUGCACCCAUACCUCCGCGGAAUAUCAAUCUCGAUAUCGAGCCCCCGAAGCCAAUAUCAAUUAACCAAGCAAGGUUGAGAUCUGUGAGGGCGGGGCAACCGGAGGAUGAUAGGGCUAGAGCAUUACAUCGCUUCAAGGUGCUGAUUCUACUGGAUCCAUUGGCCACUAGAGCAGGGCGACAGAUGACAGAUAUAGCGGGGCUUUGCAGUGACGAAGCUAGGGCUAUCGAGACGCUCAGGGACAUUUUGUCCCCCAAGUCGACGGGAACCCUAGUCAAAAGGUCUGGCUCUCUGUGGAGAUAUGCUGCAUUUUUGGCGGGUCGGGGUGUCACUUCCCCGUUUACGGCAGACGAGGCCAAUCUCUACUUGUAUUUACAGAAGCUUAAGACGGAGAAGUGCACCAGUACGGCGUCAGUCCUUUUGGAGGCGAUGAGGUUCGCUCACGGCAUGUUCGGGUUCCUUAAAGUCACCAUUGCCGAGCUUGAUUCACCCAGGGUAAAGGGAGCUGCGCACUCUAUGUUUGUGCAGAAAAAGGUGAGGUCGCAAGCUCCAGCCAUCCCGGUCGAAGUCGUGAAGAAACUCGUUGGACAUGCAGGAGACCCCGCAGAAGAGCCCCACGUGUCUAUGAUCGCAGGUCAGCUCUUGAAGUGCAUUUUUGGGGUUGGAAGAUGGAGCGAUUUCAGGAGUGCCGGGGGUCUCGAGAUAGAUGAGUUUGAGGGCACUGUGAUGUGGACCAUGUGGACCACGGAUCAUAAGACCGCUCAGACCAAGGAGGCCAAGACACGUUUGCUUCCCUUUUUAGGCCUAGGAUAUUGGCCGGGCUUCGGAAACUGGAUCAGCACCGUGAUCGACAACCAGACGGCGGCGGGCUUAGAUCAGGGGCUGCGCUCCUGGAACCAUCACAGUUCCAUGUGGAAUCCGUGGCUCAUGAGUUCGUCGGAAGCUACAGCUUGGUUGAGAGAGUUCGCAGAGCCAGUGGUUGGGCCGGAAGCGGCCCAAAAGCUUAGAUCGCACUCCUGCAAGCACACUAUGCUCACUUGGGCCGGGGGUUCGGGCCUCUUCACGAGGGAAGAGAGGACCAUGCUAGGUCACCAUGUUGAGGCGGCGACAAAGUCCGCUACCACCUACGAUCACAACACCAUGCUAGCUCUUCAAGCAAAAGUGCUCAAGAUGAUAGAGAUGAUCGCAGUGGGUUCUUAUCGACCGGACGACCCCCCAGCGGCUCGCCUUAAGGCGAUGGCGGGGUCGAGCAAGGACAAUCUGGAGGGUCAGGUUGAGUCGGCUGAAGAGAAACGCAUGCAGGAGGCAAAUCAAAGCUCUUCGUCCGAUGAUGACGAGGAGGCAGAACCUAAAGAAGUAAUCGAGGUUCAGAGAGAACCUCUCCCGGCUGAUGCCGGGAACUAUUCGUGGUUUCGGCACCGUGUCAGCAGCAUAGUGCACAUCGCUUCCGAUUCCAGUGGUCAUCGCUUGAGGACGCAUGACCGAGCCAAGACGUCUGCGAAGAGUGGAAUCGGUAGAUCCCCGAUUCUAGCGACAUGGCGCUUGAUAGUGAGGCCUCCUUCAGAUCCAGCGAACGCAGGCAUCGAUGACGCUGCUUUGAUGAACCAUGUUAACGGGCUGCUUACUCAUGCUUUGACUCCAACAGCAGUGGCGGGUCUUAGGCGCCUAGCCUUUGAGGCCCAGGCGCUGGCCCUCCAGGACUUGAAGACCAAGCUUGAGAGCCCAGCCGAGCACGAGCCAAAGGUUCUUCCCCUCCAGGAGAAGAUGGCUCGGCUUACACGGCAAAAGGAACGUCUUGUGGGGGUAGUGCUCACCCCUCACAAUACUCCCAGCCACGCCUUAAUAGACAAGGCGUGCUCGCAAUUGGAAGAAGGAUCUCUUCAGUGGAUCCAUCCCAACAAGUGCACCUCGCGACAUUCUGAGGCCCUCUCGGAGAAGCCUCAGACUUCAUUGUCAUUCGAUUCCAAGGGGUCCAUCAAGGUAAGCAAGGCAUCGCAUGACCUCGAGUGUGAUACAAGCAGCGCUCAUCUCUUGAGAGUGGCUCUUCAGAGACGUGCUCUCGCCUACGACGUGGCCAAUCUGUUCAGCUUCAGCGUCCUGGAGAGGUGGCAUCAAUCACUAUUUGAUCGACUUCAUCAUGUACCACCCCCUGGAUACUUGGCUACUUCCUUGCAUCAGCUGGUGGCUGCGGACAAGGCGCUGUGGUUGCUCGUCGCGGAGGACACCAGGGCGAAGCUCACGGAGAUGGACCCUGACCAGCCGGCCUUGAGACUAUGCGAGUCUCACAUGAACUACUACGCUGACCAUCCGGACGUCCUCUUUCAUCUGAUGCCCCUCAAGGCAGGGGGAGCGGCUAGCGGCGGAAAGCAGCCUCAGUCGGAUCAACCAGGUCGGUCUCGCAAUGCUCGCCGCCAGAACCGGAGUCAAGGCUCCAAGAUGACCCAGCAGGCGCAGGUCAAGCGGCCAGACAAUCCCGGCUACUCCCCCAUCGUGGUCCCGGAAGGCUGCACCAUCAUGUUCAACGGCGGCAAGCCCAUUUGCAAGAAGUUCAAUGUGGGACGAUGCAAAGUCAAAACGGCCAAGGGAGAUCUGGUGACUGAUAUGACUGGGGCUACGCCCCCAGAAGAAUUCGCAAGUGCAUUGAUCGCAGAUGGUGACCUGUCCUACGACAGUCUUCGCCGUCUUUUCUCCCUUUUGCCGCUUGAACCUCCGGCGAGGGGAGUGGGUGUCGGGAUGUCGGGCUCCUUCACUACGGGUGCCUACUCAUUCGGCGGCGAGGUUGGACUUCGCCGCAAUCUUUCCUCCUUCCCGAUUACGUCCUCUCUGCUUGCCAAGCACGUCCAGGCCAUUUCUCCGUCUUUUUCCUUCACGAGCGUGGCGCUUUUUCGUAAUUUGAAGACUCCUUGUCAUCGAGAUGCCAAUAACUUCCCCGACUCCUAUAACCUGGUUGCACCCGUGGCUCACUUUGAGGAGGGUGCCAUCUGGUGCGAAGAUGACGGCGGAGAUCAUCUUCUUCAUUGCGAUGGUGUACAGUGUCGUGGCCGUCUUCUCGAUGUUGCACGUGGACCAGUUCUUCUCCCAGCUGCUUCGUCGAGGCAUUGCACCUUGGAUUGGACAGGUGACCGCCUCGUCUUGGUCGCGUUCUCUAUCCGCGAGGCCCUGGACUUGCCGGUGAAGCUACGAGAUCGUCUCCGCCAGCUCCACUUCACUCUCCCGGACAGCGUUGGUGACCUUACUCAGCCCCCUCCUCUGACCCGAGGCCAGACGCAGGUCGCUAGGCGCCCCCUCAUGGUUGAGAUUUGCUCUGGGUCGGGCUCCUUGUCUGCGGCCUUUCGAGACCGUGGAUUCCCCACUAUGGCCAUUGAUCGCCCAGGUAAUGACCAUCGAUUGUGCCAUUCCUUCGUGCCCCUGGACCUCACGCUCCCUCGCAAUCAGGAUCUCUUGAUGGGCGCAUUGAAUGAUGCUGUACUCGUGGGACACGUUCACCUGGGCGUUCCCUGUGGAACUUGUAGCAGGGCUAGAGACAAGGCUCUUCCCAAGAAGGUUCGCGGCAAGUUCGCUGCUCCCCAGCCGCUGCGUGAUGCCGCUCAUCCCUUAGGUAAGCCUGGUCUUGCCGGGCCCUCCAAAGACCGUGUACGUGCUGCGAAUGAGCUGUAUCGAUUCGCGAUCCGGGUCGUUUUGUGGGCCUUCCAGCGAGGAGUUCCUGUGACCAUCGAGAACCCUUCACGCAGCUGGCUUUGGCCGGCUUUGGAAUGUCUCGUCAAGCGCAUGACCGCCGAGUACGGACCAGACUUGCGAAGGGCCUGGAAGUCUCUCCGCUACUUUGAUCUCGAUGCUUGCAUGUUUGGGGGUAAGCGUAAAAAGCGAACCAGGUUGGCUUCAUCUUUUGAUCUCUCCUCGAUGGCCCGCUCUUGUGACGGGCGACAUGAACAUUUGCCCUGGUCCAUCACCGAGGUCAACAACAAGCUCUCCUUUGCUACAGCCGAGGAGGCUCAGUACCCUUCGCUCUUUUGUCAGACCUUCGCCAACCUGUUUGUGGCGCAUUGGGAGCGCUCUGGUGUUUUGCUUCCCCCGCCCGGCAACUUCUGCUCGCUCUCAGGCUCGCGAGCUUCCCCUCCUCUUAUCCCUCAGUUUCGAGAGAUCGUCGAGGCACCAGUUGCUCCCCGGGGCGAGCAGUACAAGAUUCUUGCCUCCGAACAAGGGGGGGGUCUACAAGGCAAUAAGACGCCGGAGAACUCUGGUUGCAAAGUUGGUAUCAGAUGGACCCCUCAGGAGUUCCUUCAGCAGGCGAAGCAGGUCAAGCAUCCCAUGAAUCCCGAUCAGGCCCUGAGUGAGACAGUCAAAGACGCGCUCUUCCACAACCUCACGCUGCACCCAGUGGAGGUCGCCAAAUCUCGCAUCCAGGCCGUGAUAACCAUCAAACAGAUGGCGGAAGAGCUGGAAGAUCGAGAAAGGGAAUUUAAGGAUAAGUUGGACCCUAUUGUGUCUGCAAUCCUCAAGCCCAAGCGGCUUCUUCUGUGGAAGAGUUUGCUGUCCGCUGCAGAGUACGAUGAUAUGGCGAUAGUUGACCUGGUGGCAUCUGGGAUCCCAUUGACGGGCUCUCAUGGGGCGGUUCCAGCUCUUCCGGAGAAGCUAGUGCCAGCCACUGACUCACACGCAUCACUCUUGGCCUCAGCACCGUUGAGGAGAAUCGCCAUAACCUCGCGAAACAAGGAGACCUCGGAAAAGGAGCAAGCGGACCUAACCGAGGCGGCAGAUGCCGAGGUGAAGCGUGGAGAGAUUGAGGGCCCCUUCUCCGAGGACCAAAUUACGGAACACUUCGGAUCGUCAGAGUGGCUCCUGAAUCCGAGGUUUGCCCUGUAUCAGGGCGCCAAACUCAAGUUGAGAGUGAUAGAUGAUGCCCGGCGCUCUGGCCUCAAUGAAGCCUAUCAAAGGACUUGUGCGGCUACUCUUAUGGACCUCGACUCGUUGUCGUGUGUCAUAGCUGCGCUCGCCAAGGCCAUCGUUGAGGGGACAUUCCAAGGCUCCGAAGUCCACGAAGUAGUCAGGCUCGAGCAGUGGAUGGGGAGGACGCUAGACCUCUCCCGGGCAUACAAGCAACUGGCCAUCGACCCGUCUAGUCGUAGGGUUUGCGUCUUGGGAUUUCAGAAGGGCCCAUCGUGGAUUUACUAUCGCUGCAAUGUCCUACCUUUUGGGGCCCGAGCCUCCGUGUUCUCAUUCUUGAGAGUAUCCAGAAGCCUGCACUUCAUCAUGGCCAAGUACCUGAAGGCUCUGAACACAGUUUUCUUUGACGACUACCCGAUGGUGGCCACGGGGAGCGGAUCACAGAUCCUUCUGAAAUCCGCGUCGUCUGUGCUUAAUCUUUUGGGUUGGGCACAUGCGGAGGAAGGGGAGAAAGCCCCUGGCUUCCAACAGGAGUUUGUGGCUCUAGGAGUGCAGAUAUCGCUGAACAAUCUCGGCCAGGGUAGGUUCACCGUCAGCAACAAGCCGGGGAGGGUGGAAAAACUCGUGGCCAUGAUUCAGGAGGCGGCAACCAAUCCAGAUGUGGCGAAGUCGCUUCCAGAGCUGCAUGGCCACUUGAACUUCGCCUCAGGAUUCUUCUACAACAAGGGUUUGAAGUUCGUUUCCAAGGCCCUGAACAAGGCGUCCUCUGACCCGGCAUCGGAGGUUUUCCAAGGCCUUUGUAGAGUAGCUGUCUCCCUCCUGAGGGCGACUCCGCCAAGAUCUUUCGAUCUAAGCAUCUCGGGUCCCCCACUCCUCGUAUUCACGGACGGGGCGUGGGAAUCUGGUCGGGCCGGAGCGGGGGCGGUUGUGCAUUGUUGCGCUACUGGUGCAACCUUUGCAUGUGAGAUUCCGGUCCCUCAGGAGCUUGUUCGUUCGUGGCUCCGCGAUGCUGGAGAGCAGAUCAUAUGUCAGAUAGAGAUGUGGGCAUUUCUAGCUCUCCGGGUGGCCAUGUGUGAGCGCUUUCACGCUAUGCCCGUUUUAGCCUGGAUCGAUAACGAAGCGGCCAGGAACAUGGCACGCCUGAGCCAACACGCGGAGCUAACAAGCGGUCUGGUGCAGGCAUGCGUUGAGUAUGGUGCUGAACCAUUUGAGUUGCCAGAUGUGUCUGAACUGGUGCGUCA